GUCGCGACGCUAAGCGUCCCCACGAACUAAUCUUCAAAAAUCAGAAUCAUACGAACUUCCAUCGCGGCCGCAUCUGCAUAUAAAUUAAUUUUUCAAAAAAAAAAAAAAGGAAACAAAAACAGGCCACUAACAAAGUUAACACGCGAAAUUACAAACGAAUUAAAUACAUAUUUUAAUCGAAAAACCUAAUUUUCCAAGUGAAGCGAAAAUGGUUUACGAGAGCGAUUUCUACACGACCCGACGACCCUACACGCGGCCAAUCGUGUCUUCUUACAGCGUCACGACCCCCUACAUAAUCCCCAUCUCUUCUAAUAUACAGGUGAGGACAAUACCUUAUUUGCCAUAUGUGGCACAUAAGAGGCUCGUCACCAUUGUUCAUACACCUGCUCACACUUAUUACACUGGAUCUCCAUUAUCACCCGUAACUGUGAGAGUACAUUCGCGAGUAAGGCCCAGUAUCCUCGCAGCAGAAAUCAACAGAAUUGUGAAUCGACAGAGACCUUCUUCUGUAUCGUACACUGAAAAAUAUCUUAACUCCAGACCAAACACUGAAUUCGAUGAUGAAGCCAGAGAAAUUAGAGCACGAGCAGAUGCACUUCUUCGCAGAAUUCACGUCUUCGUUCCAAAACCGUCGCCCAGACGUUUUUUUUUCGUUUAUUUUCCAUCGACACGCAGCGACUACAUCGAUGAAAGUCUACGAAGUGAUUACAUUAGACGUCUUUUAAAUACGAGGGAACACAUCAGAAAGGAUCUUGAAUAUUUGAAUCUUUGGUAUCAAACGCCAGAAUGUCGUAAUUUGGGAGAAGGUCAUUUGGCUUGUGUAAAAUAUGUUGGAGGAAAACCUCAAUCAAAAAGAAGACCUUAUUAUAAACUUGCCGAUUUAACUGCCACCGAUGUUAGAAAUGAUGUCAAUUUUCUCAGCUAUUAUCGUAAAAAUCGUCAAGCUGCAGACAAAGCUUUGCCUGAAGUACCUAUGACCGAAAGGGAAUUACGAAAGGCUCGUGCCUUAGAAACCGAAUGGUCAAUUGCCCAGAAACAAAAAGCAUCAGAGCAAUCAGCCACACUUGAAGAAAUUGAACCAGAACAAGAAGAAAUUGAAUUCGUACGUGAAAAAGUCAAGGAAAAAAAAGAAAAGAAGGAAAAGAAAGAAAAGAAACGUAAGGAAGAAGAAGAAGCAGCAGCAGCUGAAAAUGAAGAAGAAGAAGGUCGAAAGAAGGCAGAAGAAGAAGCAAUUCGAAGAGCUCAAGAAUUUUUGGCAAAACGAAUUGAAGAAGCUAGAGUACAAGAAGAAAAACGUUUGGCAGCAGAGGCGGAGCAAAAAAGGCUUGAAGAAGCUGCAGAAGCUGGAAGAUUGGCUUUAUUAAAAGCAGAGGAAGAAGCGCGAUUAGCUGAAAUUGCAGAACAAGAAAGGCUUGAAGCUUUAAGAAGAGCCGAAGAAGAACGAUUAGAAGAAGCACGUUUGGAAGCAGAACGUCAGGCUGAAGCCGAAAGGAAAGCAGCUCAAGAACGAUUGCGUUUAGAGGAAGAGGCACGUAAAGCUGCUGAAAGAAGAGCCGAGGAAGAAAGAAUGUAUAGAGAUGCUGUAGAUGCAGCAGCUGAAGAUGAAGAAGAACGUCUUGCUAAGGAAUUGGCUGAAGAAAAUCGCAAUCAACGACAGGAAGAAGAAGAGAUAUUAGCCACUGUUACAAAUGUUGUACCAAGCUCAGAUGAAGUUAAAGAAUACGAUGAUCGUACUGAAGAUACUUAUGCUCAUCGUAAUCUCUCCGAUCAUGAGAGAGAAGAAAAUCCAGAUGAUGCAACUGUCGAAGACAAUACUCAGGUUGAAGAAGAAGGAGAAGAGGACAUUGAACACGAUGGCUCUGAACCAAUUGUCGACGAUUUCCAAGGACCAGAAAGUCAUCAUGAAAUGGUUGAAACGAUAGAAGAUUCACCACAGGUUGAAGAAGUUUUCUCCAGUCGUCAAGAAUCUGUCGAGGAACCAGAAGAUGAAGAUGCGUAAAUUUCCCAUCUCCAAUUCGUAAAUCAUUUUUUUUUUUUUUUUUUCAU
Leptopilina boulardi is the source of this 2046-nucleotide messenger RNA. RefSeq lists its product as uncharacterized. The transcript is spliced from 13 exons. The record is from RefSeq and is a predicted model, not a curated record. Lineage: Eukaryota; Metazoa; Arthropoda; Insecta; Hymenoptera; Figitidae. The coding region runs from base 209 to 1999 and encodes 596 amino acids.